AUGUUUUUGCCAAUAUUUCAAUCUUCUUUCUUAUAGCUAACAAGGACUGAAUCAAAUGUCAUUGUGAAAGUCUUCUCAGAUAAAAUGAUAAUAGAGGGAUUCGAAGGAUUUGAAGGUAGACAAGAAAAAGUCUUUGAGUAUAAUGAGACCAAAUAUUGUGUUGAGUGGGAUUAUGACAUGUAUGAAUUAUUGAUCAUAAAUUAGAAGACAAAAUAAUUAAAUAAAGGGUUUCACACUAUGUCAUUCUGGAUAAAGACUCUAUUAAUUUGAAGGUGAAGUUUAAAAACUUACUGGACUGAGGAGUGUAUUAAAAGGGAAAAUAGGUUUUUUCAAUUGGGAAAAAGAGCUUUCUUUUAACAAAUGGAUAAAGAAAACAUAGCAUUGUGAAGUAAUAAUAUUAAAUAAACUGAACAGAUUUUUCAAGUGUUACGGGGUGGAAAUUUAAAAGUGAUCAAAGUUCUUUAAGAUAAUAAUGUAAAACGAAUACAUAUUCUAAAAUUAGUCUAAUGUAGAGUUAUAAGUGAAUCAAAUGUUAAAUCAAAGACCCCAUGUCAAUCUACUUCAUUCAGAUGAGUUCUACAAGGAUGAGGCUUAAAUCUAUUUAUUGAUGGACUUUCAUGAGUAAUCAUUAAGUGAUAUAUAAAAUGAGUACAGUAAAAAAAAAGUACCUAUAAAUGUUAUUAGACCUAUCCUAUUAUAAUUAUUAGAAGGUAAAAACAUAUAAAUAUAAAUUUUAGGAGUCAAUCAUUUGCAUUCUCAAAAAAUAAUUCAUAGGGAUUUAAAAUAUGAUAAUGUUUUAUUAACUCAAAAUAGAACAGUGAAGAUCAUUGAUUUCGGUUUAUCACAAAUAGGUGAUGCUACAAAUAUUCGAUCUGGAACUGCAGGUUAUAUUGCACCUGAAGUUUUUCAAAAUUAAACAAUAACUUCUAAAAGUGACAUCUUCAGCAUUGGUGUCAUUUUUCACAAGUUAUUAACUGGAAAGGGAAUAUAUAAUAAUCUUGAUGAAAAUAUGGGUGGUAGAAUGAGAAUUAGCUCUCACAUAAAAGAUAAGAAUGCCAAAGAUCUAUUAUUGUCUAUGUUGCAUUAGGAUCCAAAAUUAAGAUUCAGUGCUGAGGAUUGUAUGGCCCAUCCUUUCUUUACAGGUGAAUACGAUUAACCUUCUUAAAAGUAUUAUUCAUAUUAAAUUUUAGGAUAUGCCUCAGUAAUUAUUUAAGUCCUUAUUGCUAAUAUAAAUUUUAACCCAUAUCUACUUAAAUGAUUAGCUUAUCUUUAUGA
Paramecium primaurelia is the source of this 1275-nucleotide messenger RNA. Lineage: Eukaryota; Ciliophora; Oligohymenophorea; Peniculida; Parameciidae. The record is from the annotation of a GenBank genome assembly.